AUGGCGGCAGGUUCGAUUCCGGAGUUGAUGUACGCGGUGGUGACGGUAGGCAAUGGGGGUUACGAUAUGCUGGAGUACAAGCAGAUGCCCACCCCCAAGCCGAAGACCGGGGAGGUCCUGGUGCAGGUGCUGGCCGCGGGCGUGAACAACACCGAGAUCAACACCCGCCUGGGUUGGUACUCCAAAGCCGUGAAGGUGGCCACCAGCGAGGAAGCCGGAGCCAACGAAGAGGCCAAGGACGACGGGGGCUGGAGCGGCAAGACACCCUUCCCCUUGAUCCAAGGCACCGACUGCUGCGGCCGCGUCGUCUCCGCCGGCGACGAAAACGCCGAAGGCGUGCUGGGCAAGCGGGUGCUGAUCCGGAGCUGCCAGCGAGGGCCCCAGGGCUUUGCGUCCAGCGACGACACCAAGUGGAUGGCCUCGGACUUCGACGGCGCCUUCGCGCAGUUCGUCUGCGUGCGGCGGUCGGAGGUCUUCGCUGUGGACUGCGACUGGUCGGAUGAGGAGCUGGGGUCGAUCCCCUGCGCCUACGGCACCGCAGAGAACAUGCUGGAGAAGGCCGCGGUGGGGCCGAAGGACCACGUCCUGGUGCCCGGGGCCUCGGGCGGCGUGGGCUCCGCGGUGGUUCAGCUGGCGAAGCGCCGCGGCGCCCGAGUCACCGCGCUCUGCGGCCGCGCCAAGCUGGCGCAGCUGGAAGCCAGCCUUGGCGCGGACCAGGUGCUGGCCGGCCGGCACGGAGACCCGGACUGGAAAGCCACCAUUGCUGCGCUCAAGGGCACGGUCAGCGUGGUGGUGGACAACGUGGGCGGCCUCGCCUUCGGGGAUGUCGUGGACUGCCUGAAAAUCGGCGGGCGCUACGUCACCAGCGGCGCCAUCGGCGGACCGCUGGUGGAGCUGGAUCUCAGGACGUUGUACCUGAGGGACCUGCGCUUGAUCGGCUCCACCGCGUGGGAGGAGCCCGUGUUCCCCAACCUCGUACGCUACGUGGAGAGCAACGAGAUCAAGCCGGUGGUUGCCAAGACCUACCCCCUGGGCCAGAUCGUGGAGGCCCAGACGGAGUUCCUCAAGUCCAUGGACUGCCCCCAUCUGCUGACGCUGCCUUUGCCGGAGCUGAACUUCCGCAACGCCACCAAGGAUCUGCAGUUUCAGCUGGAGACCUCGCGGCUGGCGCUGGACGCCUCCGACGCCCUGCAGACCGUCAUGGCCUUCGCAGGCGCAAACAUGCAGUUGGUGCUCCUGACCAACAAGCUGGGGGGCAUGUGCUGGCCCUUUACCCGCAGCUACGCCGCCCGGCUGCACACUGCAAAAUCCGCAGCAGGAACCGUGCAAAGGAACGAGUGGGACCAAAUCAUUUGCGUCUCCGAGAUGGUUUGGACAACUUUCGCUGUGGCUGGGCGAGGUCUGGGGAGCUGGCCGCGCGGCUUCCGCAGCGCCUCCCGAUCGAUGAGCUCCACGGCGCCGUGGAGAACUCGAUGCAUCUCGGGCUCGGCAUCCUGCGGUCCUUGCAGUCCACCGCCUGCACGCCCGCGCCCGGCGGGGACGGCUGCGGGGGACUCGGCAGCUGCCUCCAGCUGUACCUCCGCAUGGCCCGGGCCUGCGCCGACAUGGCCAUGGCCUCCCACACGGUGCAGCACCAGCUGGAGACCGCCCUCUUGUGGCGUGCGAAAGCUGGUUCCCCGGGCGCGCUGCCGCAGUUCCCCCCCGGCGCGCGAGGCGAUCCGAGCGAUGCGGCGAGCGAUCCGAGGGAGGUGUCCAGCUUGGAGGGCCUCCGGACCAAGACGCUCAGCGCUUUGCUUCGCAGCAUGGACCGGCGCAAGCUCUACAUUGUGGAGCUGGGUGCGCACAAAGGCCACGUGGCCUUCUCGUUGCUGCGCAGCGACUGGCGACUCCAGUACCUAG
Molecule: messenger RNA, 1899 nt
Organism: Effrenium voratum
Lineage: Eukaryota; Dinophyceae; Suessiales; Symbiodiniaceae
Source: the annotation of a GenBank genome assembly